Molecule: messenger RNA, 5007 nt
Organism: Paramecium octaurelia
Lineage: Eukaryota; Ciliophora; Oligohymenophorea; Peniculida; Parameciidae
Source: the annotation of a GenBank genome assembly
AUGGAAAAUUAUUACAAAAAAUUGAAUGUUUUGAACUAUGCUAAUUUGAAUAUUAAAGAGAAUCAAUUCUCUCAGUGUGAUAAAAAUCAAAUAAUGGACAUUAUAUUUUCUAGAGUUCCUUUAUAAAUUUGUACCAUUGAAAAUGGAACUUUAAUACCUUUAAAUGAUGGUUUUAGAUAACUGUCACUCAAUUAGAAGAGUAUAAGUAUAGAUUGUAAGGUCAAAAAAUUACAUCUUGGAUUUUUAGAGGAUUAUUUGUUAGCAGAAGAAAAGAAAAUUUUUGUUGUGGGAAUUAUUGGUAGGUAGUCAUCAGGCAAAAGUUACUUAUUAAAUAGAGUAUUUGGAACAAGGUUUUCUGUUUCAUCAGCCAGAUGCACUGAUGGAGUCUGGGGAAGUUUAGCAAUGGUGAAUAAUUAAAAGUUUUUAAUACUUGACUGUGAAGGCUUAUUUAAUGGAUCGAGAACUGAAAAAGAAGAGGUUAAAAUGCUCGCGUUUAUAACUGCAAUUAGUGAUAUUACUAUUUUAAAUUAAGAUGCUUCAUUUAGUCGACAUUAAAAUGAACUCCUCAAUAAUUUAGUGGAAGCAUCGAAUUAGCUAAAUGAUGAAAAAUUAUUUCAGGGUUUUCUAUAUAUGAUCAUUAGAGAUGUCAGUUCUACUGACAAUUUAGGAUUAGAGAAGGAAUAAAUGAGAAAUUUAGACAGACUAAGAAAACCUAACUCAUAAGAUAUUGUAUUUUUGAAUAAAUUGUUUAAAAACACGCUUUCGGUAGAAAAAUUAGUUAAUAAUGAAAACUCUGAAUUUUUUGAUGAAUAAAUAAAGCAAGUAAGAAACUUUCUUAUAUAAAAAUCUACCGAAAGUAUUCGAUGGAAAAAUGGUAAGGAAUUAAUAUAAAUGGUAAAAAUCGUACUUUGUUAACUUGAAUUGUCAGAUACAAAAAAUGCAGGUUUAAUAGCUUAUGAAAUCCGUUUGGAAUAAAUUUAUUAAGAAAGCAAAGAACAGUGGUAUAAAUUUUCUUUAGAUUAAUAAUAAUAAGGCGAAGAAUUAAAGUUAAAUUAGAGAUCAUAUUAAUUUGAAAUGGAUGAUUUAGAGUACCUUAAAUAAAACCAUACACUUUUGAAAUCAUUAUAUAACGAUCUUUAAUUAAAGGAUAAUGUCAAUGAUCAUAAAUCAAACUUAGAAGAAGCUAAAAAUUAGUUAAAAAAAUUGAUGGACUAAAGGAAGAAACUUAUUAAUAAAAAGACUUAAUCUGAAUUAGCAAAUAUCAAUAGCAGGGAAGUUUAGGCUAAAAUUGAAUUAGAAAAUUCUAAACUUGAAGACUUUUUUAAAAUUUAAUUUAAUCGAUAUUAGUAUUGUUAAAGCAAAUGCAAUGAAUGUUUUUUAACUUGCAAAUACUUCAAUAAUCACAGUGAGCAUUUUGACUAAUUAAAAAAAAAAUUUGAAAUUGAAAUUACAAGAUUAGAGCAAGAAAAGAACAAUUCUUCAAUAAAAAAUUAAAUAGAGGAAAUUAAGGAAAGAAAUAGUUUAAUUUCUAUUACGCAAAGUAUUGAAGAAAUUGAAAACAAAUUAUUUUUAUUAUCGAACUUAAUUCAAUUAUCUACAAAGCACGAGGAAAAAUAAGAUUAAAUGAAUAAAGUUUAAAAGUUCAAUUUCUUCAGAGCUUAAAGAGUUUAACAAAAUGGCAGUAAAAUGGAAAUAGAAAAUUAAAAUAUGUAAAUUACAUUUGAUAUUAAUUUUAUAAGUUAAAAGUAAAAGAACACUAAAAAUGAGUUGUAAAACUAACUUGGUAAACUGAAUAAAAUUAUCAAUGAGAAAGAAGAGAUUGAGAUGAAAUGCUUAGAACUUGAAAACUAAUGUAAUUAGAUUGGCUUGAAAACAGAAAGAUACCAAGUUGAAAUUUGUCAAUAUUAAUAAGUUAGCAAAUAAUUACUUUCUGAAAUAACAAUAAUCGAAAAUGAAAUCCGAUCAUUGGGAGUCGAUGUGAAUGAGGAUGAAAAAAAUCAACAUAGUAAUAAAAUAAGAGAUCGAAAUCAAAAAUUAAGUGAUCUUAGAGAUGAACUCAAAUUUUUGUAAUAAAGUUACAAUGAAAAUUUAAGAUUAAAAGAGUAAUAUACCAACAUGGCGACACAAGAAUUUUUGUAAUUGUAUUAAUAAAAAUCAGAUAAAAAAAAAGAGCUAGAAGCUAAACUCACUUAAACUAUUAAUAAGAAAAUUGAUUUAAACAAAAAUAAAGCAUAAAUUUAUUAGAUGAAUGAAGAACUAACAGAAUUAUCACAAUUCAAAUAUAAAAACAAAAGUAAGAUCGAAAAUAUUAAAUAAGAAUUAUCAUAGCCUAAGUUCCAAAAUAUUGAGAAUUAAAUUGAAUAAUGCUGUAAUGAAGAAUCUUAAUUAAAGGAAUAAAUUGAUUCUAUGUAUUUUUCCAAAAUUGAUUUUUUUGACCUUUGUUUGGUGGAAUAAGGUAGAUAGAAUUAAUAGAUCGAUUAGACCAACAUCAAACAGGAAUUCUUAUUAAAGAUACAAUUAGAAACUACUGAGUAAGAGAAUGAUAUAAUAAGAUUUUUGCAAGAAAUUGAGAUUGUAAAUUAAGAAAUAUUAUAAUCUCAACUAGUUGUUGAUAGGUAAAACAAACUUAUUAAUUUGCUGAAUGAAAAGUAAAUCAAAAACGGAAAAAAAGAUGAAUUGGGUAAGUAAAUCAUUGAUGUAACUGAAAAAUAUAAUACACUAUUAGAAACAUUAGAAAAGAAAAAAUAAGAAUUAAAUAUUUUGAAACAAUAUGAAACAGAUUUUAUUAAUUAAUAAUAAUUAAUAGAAUAAUCAAUUGAAUAAGCUAAAAUAGAUUUGAAUGAUUUGAAAAUUUUGGAGGAGAAAUUAAUUAAAAUAUAAACUCUUGAAAUAGAAAUAUAGAAAUUUGAAACCUUACUUAAGGAUUGGAAAGGGAAGGAAUAUUAUGCAAAUUUAACACUUAAGAACUUAGAACAGGAAUAUUAAAUAAUGGAAAAAAAAAUGUUAGACCUCUAGAUUUAAUAGCAAAACAAAAAGAAAAAUUUAGAAAUUUUCGAGAAGGUAGAAAGAAGUUGUGCAAGAUUAGAAACUUUAAAACAAAAUUUGCAAGAAUUAGCAGAUUUAAAUCUGAAUGUUCAUUCUUGUUUAAGAGAAAACCACAAAUGCGAUUAAGCUUGCAAAGUAUGUCCGAGUAAAACAUGCGACAAUAAGGCUGGUCAUAAUGAGCAAUAGUAUCAUUUGUGUUCCUUGAAAAAUCAUAAAUGCAAUAUUAAAUGCGAUAUAAUUUAAUGUUAGGUCAAAUGCAAUCUAGAAUUAAACCAUGCUGGAUUACAUAAUUGCACUAAUGAUCAUCUAUGUGCAGAAAAAUGUUAGUAUUGUAGUAAGAAAUGCAGUGUAGAUAGGACAACAGAACAUUAAAACCAUAUAUGUGAAGAAAUCUAUUGUAAGGAGAAUUGCAUGUUAUGUGAAAGGCGAUGUAAAAAAGCACAUGAACAUUCUUAAUAUUGUAAUUCUUAAUGUGAAAAGCAACAUACACAUUCCUAAGAGUAAUAAAAUCAUUUUUGUGGAGAUUAGCAUGAGUGUAGGGAAUUAUGUCAAGAGAAAGGAAUAUGCUAAAUAACAUAUACUUAAGUUGAAAUUAUGUGGUAAUCUAGAUUCCCAUAUAUAAAAUAUAUUCCUUAAAGUAAUCAAAAAAAGAAAUGUUGCAAAAGCAUUAAACCAGAUCAACUUAAUCAUGAUUAAAUCCACAGUUGCAUGGUAGAAACAGAAAAAUAAUUUCAUUUAUGCGAUUAAAAAUGUCCUGAAUGUAAUAAAAUUUGUGAUUUGAAAUAUGGCCAUCCCGGUCAUCAUUCUUCCCAAAUCCACAUAAAUAAAGAAAAUUAAAUAUUUACAGCAAAAUAGGGGGAGGAAUUUAACUUAAUCAUAUAGGAUUAGGAUAAUAAUGUUGUGAGGCAGUAUUAAAUUGGAGAGUAAUCAACGCCAGAAACCUGUGAUCAGAGUUGUAAGAGAAGAGGAAAAAGUCACUAUCAUUUGAUUGAAUGCAAAGGGGAAAGUUAAUGUUUAGAAAAGUAAUAUGGUAUUAGAGCUAAACAUUCUAAGGAGAAAUAUGAAGGAUUUUAAAAUCUGAAUUUUGAUGAAGUAUUAUGCAUAGACUAUUGGGAUUAUAAAGGAUGGGCUCAUCCAAUCCCAAAUGAAACAUAAAAUAUAGGCCAAUGUAAUUAUUACUGCCCACUAUGUAAAAAAAUAAAUGGAGAAUAUCAAUUUUGUUGCCUAAAAGCCUGGCAUUGUUAAGAUAACACGGUUAGCAAACAUAAAUUUCCGUGUUCAUCAACUCACAAAGGAAAUUUGAUACAAGGGAUUAACAUAGCGUUUGUUAUUGAUUCGACAGGAUCAAUGUCAGAAUAUAUUUAAAACUGUAAAGAAGUCAUCAUUAGUAUAAUGUAAAAAAUAAAGUAAAAUAAUAAGAUUGAGAUGAAAUUUGCAAUUGUAUCAUAUAAAGAUCAUUCAAAUCCUUAUGAUGAGUUUUAGAAUGUUGUCAAUAUUUGUUAAUUUACUUCAUAUACUGUUGCUAUAGGUUUUUUAAAUUCAUUGUCAGCCGAAGGAGGUGAUGAUGAACCUGAGGCUGUUUUAGAUGGUCUGCAUGCUUCUUCAGAGUUGAAUUGGAAUGACAAUUAUUAAAAUUUGUUAUACUUAAUUGCUGAUGCACCUCCACAUGGAAAAAAAUAUCAUAACUUCGGAGAUUCGUUUCCAAAUGGCUGCCCUUGUAAUAAAACAUAAAGCCAAAUCUUCUAGAAUAUGAGAAAUAAAAAGAUUUAAGUUAAAAUUAUGAAAUUAAAUCAAAAAAUUGAAGGAAUGAUUACUUAAUUUAAAGAAGAUUACCCUGAUUUAAUGGUAAUUACACCUUAAGACGAUUAGAAUAUUACAUUUUAAAAUGUAAUUGUUGAGGACGUAUGUGAAUAUUUAAAACACAAUGAAAUAACAUAUUAGAUGCUAGAUGCUGUGAUUUGA